AUGUUAUCCUUAUUUAAAACGUCUAUUGAAAGUUUAAAAAGAUCAGACAACCAUUCCCAAUGCGUAUUUUUCAACACAGACACAGAUGACCAUCGAUGUGUGGUGAUUCUGACAGUGAAACGGGCCACAGGAACCUUCUCAUUAAUGGGCUGCCUUUGGAUGUUGUUUGUUAUUUGGCUUCUUCGAAGAUAUAACUCUGUUGCACAGAAGAUGAUCUUGAGCCUCACGAUAGCAGCCUUUUUUGACAGUAUUGCAUAUGUCAUGGGAGACUCCAAUUUGCAGGGCUCGCUUUGUGACUUCCAAGCCUGGUGGCUCACCUACUUUGACUGGAGUGCGCUGGCCUGGGUUUGCCUCAUCACGCUAAACCUUUACUUCAAUUUGGUUUGUGAAAUAAGUACCAACAGAUUUGAGAUUUUUUACCAUCUGACCGCAUGGGGGGUACCCUUGGUCAUGGCCUCUCUGCCCCUGCUUAAGGGCGUUUACGGCCCUGCUGGAGGUUGGUGCUGGAUCACAGGCGAUCACGUAGCCUGGAGAUUUGGGAUAUGGUAUGUGCCUCUCUUUACACUCAUCCUGCUGAUGAUCUGCUGCUAUGCCAGGAUUAUCUUUGUGGCCAAUAAAAGAAUGCAGUCAUGGUUGGGAACAUUUAACCCAGAAAGAGAGAGGCGGAAGGUAUCUUUAGCAGAGGACAUCAGACCGUUGAAGUGGUAUCCCUCAGUUUACCUGCUGGUAUCCAUCUUCCCCCUCAUCAACAGGCGCCGCUUAAACACUGCCCAUCCCCCCGGAGACCCCUUUGCCCUGCCACCUCUCUCGCUCUCCCGCCCCGUGCCCCUGCUGUCGCCUGAUGAAGAUGACAAACUGCACGCACCACUCACAUGA
Molecule: messenger RNA, 876 nt
Organism: Knipowitschia caucasica
Lineage: Eukaryota; Metazoa; Chordata; Actinopteri; Gobiiformes; Gobiidae
Source: the annotation of a GenBank genome assembly